UGAAUCGUCCUUGGUAGGUUGGCUUAACUGGUGUUCAUGUUUUAUGGGCAGCCACACGCUAACCAGUGACACGAAUGUUUUGUUGGUCUCCAGAGCCAGUUGGUUCUUGCAACUCUAUGAAUGAACGACGGCGUGUGCAGCACCAACGUGCCAGUUUUUGGCUAUGAACGUUAUAUACCUAACGACACUGUGGACUGUAACUACUCUUCAAUCAGCGAAUGGUGCAAAAAGGAUUCCAAACACUGCAGGUCCAUGGGAUGUGUGGAUUGAGCGAUUCAGCAUGUGCAGUGACGAUGACAAACGGGUGCAGAUGAAGUUUUCACACUACAAUCCUAACAAAAAGUUUGAACCGCAAGUGUGGACUGGCCUCAUGAAUGUCACGCACGAGUUUACUGACGACUGGUGGGCCAAUGCGAUUCUAGACGUUCGUAACAACAACCAGUGGAAAGAAAACGCCUUUAUAUUUAAAUUUCCAAAGAGAGGUUGUAGCGCCGCCAGAGAUUAUCCGCCACCCGAUUUUUACGAGUACUUCAGCGUCAAAGGGACGCCUUGCCUUGUGAAGCAGGUAUGCUCAAUUGGACAAUAA
Frankliniella occidentalis (western flower thrips) is the source of this 586-nucleotide messenger RNA. RefSeq lists its product as uncharacterized. The record is from RefSeq and is a predicted model, not a curated record. The coding region runs from base 164 to 586 and encodes 140 amino acids. NCBI's taxonomy places the organism in Eukaryota, Metazoa, Arthropoda, Insecta, Thysanoptera, Thripidae. The transcript is spliced from 3 exons.